AAGGAGCUGGUGAAAAAAAAAAGGCGAACUUGCUUUCAAUUGUCCAAGCCUAACGUCAUGGAAAUAGUUACUUUGUUGAAGCGCGCACAGGAAUAAACCCAAAGAAACAAUACUGAGCCGUGAUGUGUGUUGAUGCUCUGUAGAAGGAGAUUCUUUAGUUGCUGAUUUCGUUUUUGUUGUGGUUGUUGGUUGAAUUCAAAGGGUCGACCGGAGAUGCGCAGGAACCUGUUUACAGGGAAAACGCAGCAAGUUUCAGUCCGAGGGAACGCCGAGCGGGCUCACGAUGCACAGCGAUACCAUUACUCAUCCCUCUGGUUUUCCUCACGCCAGGACACUUUGUCUUAAAGAUAUGUCCAUGAAGGAUCGUUUCUGAGUCCACGUAAUGAGGAAAAAAAGUGUCCGAAAAGUGAACAAGGCGAGGUUGCAGUCCAGUUUCUGAGGAUUAAAACCACCGUCGGGGCUUUUGGAGGAGCUCUUUGGUGAAACCAGUUUUGCUUUUUUGAAGCUGUUGUGUUUGCGAUGAGAAAGAAGCACGAGAGUCAAUCUGUUAUGUGGAAGUUAAUGUGUUAUAGAGUAUUUAUAGCCUAACGUUAUUGGCCGACGUUUAAGCAGAACAGGCUACACAGUAAGACAAUGGAGCGAAAUAGCCUCAAUGGGCUGAGGAUGCUAGCAGUCACAGAAGGUACAUUUUAGACUUUGUUUUUGGCCUAAUAGUUUUACGUAACUGACGUCUUCUGUUUAUUAGCCUAAGUGUCAGACAGCCUUGUAUUACAUUUCUGUAAGUCCUACUGUGCUGUUGCACACCUGAUCCAACAGCUGCCAUGUAAUUUGAGAUGAGUUUAAAUAUUACAGUGAGCUAGUGUCAGAUGUUUCCAACACAGCAUGCAUCAAGGCAGUAGCAUCACUAUAAUCUAGGCACUAUGUGCAUGUAGAUGGUUCUUGCUUUAGGACUCACUGGAGUAUCAAGAUGUCAGUGAAAGCCAAAGCAAUCUACACUUUUCAAAGUGAAAAUAAAGAGGAGAUCAGCAUCCAGGAGAAUGAGGAACUGGUUAUCUUUGAUAAGAACUCUGUGGACGGCUGGUUUAAGGGGGAGAACAGUCGAGGGGAGAAAGGUCUCUUCCCUGCGUCCUAUGUGGAAAUUAUUCGCAGUCGUUCCAACUCCAACGUGACUGACUGCUCCAUAAGCCCAGCAGGAUCUUUAGGAAACGACUCCUCCUAUUUCCCCUCGACCCCAAACACCUCUCUGCAUUUGCAGCAGAGUUACUAUGACGACGACGAUGAUGACUGGGACGACUGGGAUGACAGGUCGACAGUGGUGGACGAUGCUGACCCCAGUCGGAGCCCCGGGGCCAAUGGACAUUCCCAUCAGAGCCCACUGUCAUACAACCCCAAUGUGCACUACCGGGCCAAACCACACAUGGAGAGACAGGACAGCAUCUCCAGCUCGAGGAAAGGCAGCAUGGUGGGCAGGAACUUGAACAGAUUUUCCAGCUUUGUCCGCUCAGGGGUGGAAGCGUUUGUGUUGGGUGAUGUGCCCAUGAUGGCAAAGAUAGCGGAGUCGUACACCAUCGAGAUGGGUCCCAUGGGGCCCCUGUGGAAGGAGAGCCCACAGCCUUUCUCCUGCUCCAUUGAAGACCCCACAAAACAGACAAAGUUCAAAGGCAUCAAGACGUACAUUUCAUACAGGGUCACACCAAGCCACACGGGGCGUCCCGUCUACAGGCGCUACAAACACUUUGACUGGCUGUACAACCGCUUACUGCACAAGUUCACUGUGAUCUCCGUGCCUCACCUGCCUGAGAAGCAGGCCACGGGGCGAUUUGAGGAAGACUUCAUCGAGAAGCGCAAGAGACGACUGAUACUGUGGAUGAACCACAUGACCAGUCACCCAGUCCUCUCCCAGUAUGAAGGCUUCGAGCACUUUCUGAUGUGUGCUGAUGACAAGCAGUGGAAACUGGGCAAGAGACGGGCGGAGAAGGACGAGAUGGUGGGUGCCCAUUUCAUGCUGACCCUCCAGAUCCCUAAUGAACACCAGGACCUACAGGAUGUAGAGGAGCGGAUCGACACCUUCAAGGCCUUCGCUAAGAAAAUGGACGACAGUGUGAUGCAGCUCACACAUGUUGCCUCGGAGCUGGUGCGUAAGCACCUGGGUGGAUUCAGGAAGGAGUUCCAGCGGCUAGGUAAUUCAUUCCAGUCCAUCAGCCAGGCUUUCAUGCUGGACCCUCCCCACAGCUCAGAGGCCCUCAACAAAGCAAUCUCCCAUACAGGCCGCACCUAUGAGAACAUUGGAGAGAUGUUUGCAGAGCAACCUAAGUAUGACCUCUUCCAUAUGCUGGACAAGCUGUCGCUCUAUCAAGGCCUGCUCGCCAACUUCCCCGACAUUAUUCAUCUACAGAAAGGUGCCUUUGCCAAGGUGAAGGAGAGCCAGCGGAUGAGUGACGAGGGAAAGAUGGACCAGGACGAGGCAGACGGCAUUAGGAAACGCUGCCGGACGGUUGGGUUUGCCCUCCAGGCAGAGAUGAGCCAUUUCCAUCACCAGCGAGAGGUGGACUUCAAAGACAUGAUGCAGGCCUACCUCACGGAGCAGAUAGCCUUUUACCAACGUGUUGUCCAGCAACUGGAGCGCACCCUGCGCAUGUACGACUGUCUGUAAAGACAACAAACGGCUGCCCUGUUCGAGAUGCCAUAAAAACACAGUCGAGAAGGAAAGGAUGAUCCAAGUGUCGACUCUCUCAUCAAGGCAUUUGUCUUGGCGUUUGCUUCAGUUUGAAAAGACUCGCAGAUGAAUGAAGCAAUGGUAACUGGAAAGACGUGCAAAGCCAGUCAGUCUUUCACUUUGGAUUCCAUUUUUUUCAAAACCUACUGUACCUUUUUUAUUUCUGAAAUACGUAUCACAUAGGCAAUGCCACAGACAUAAUUUAAGGUAUUUGUAACAUUAAAAUAAGAAUAUAGGUUUCAGAAUCAUAGAAAAUCUGUAGUUUAUUGUUCUGUAAUAUGAAACGGGUUCUGUUUUGAAAUUGUCCCCUUCUCUCUAAAACAUCAUGCACUUUGCCUUCUCCUGGGACUGAUUCAAGUUGCUUCCAAUAUGAACAUUUUAAGAAUAAACCCACAAUAUUUUGGUUUGUCUACCAACAUCUGAUAAAUAUUCCAAAGAUUCUUUAAAACAGCAUUUUAGGAUUUUAUUGAAUUCACUGAUUUUUCCUCAUCAGACCAUGAAAAGAUAGUAUUUCUGGUGGAACAAGUGCACUGAAUACUGAAGUGGAAUUUCACCAUCAUCUUGUUAAGUGCUAAUCUUGCUCAGGUGUUCACUGCUUUGAAAUUAAUAUCAGUUUCUCUGGUAUCUCUUAGUACAAGUCACCGAAUGUCUAUCUUAACCUUGCACCAUGUGGAAGACCAUGUAAUUCAGCUUUGUAAUGUCAUUUUCAUGCAGUAAGUGCCUUUUAGGAAGGCAUGGAAUAUUCUUAAAUUGACCAUUUGUCUGUUGCAUGGCUUGUGUCAUAUAGGGGAAAUUAUUUCGAAUGACAUGCAAUUAGAACAAGUUUGCACAUGUUUUUAUACACUAAGGGGUCAUAGUGUGGAGGGUGUGUUUAUGUGUGGGUGAGCGAGUAAAAUGAGUCAACUACUGUGCUGAUAAAAUUUCCUUUUUUCCACAGUGGAAAACAAAAACAACCGAUAUAUUUUCACGUAGCAGCCAGUUAGUAAAUGUAGUGAGAUAGUUGAAGUGUAUUAACUGGUUGUGUGAGGCGGUACGUCUACAUUAUUUGUAUUAAAUCAUUUAGCUGACACAAGACCAAAUUGUUCCUGUUACUAGAGUUUAGUGUUUAAUGUAGUCGGAGUCAAAAAACAGUAUGAUUUAUUGUUCAUAUCAAGUAUUUUAAAACAACAUCUAAUGCACAAACAGAACCACAUUAUUUCAUUUAGAUUACUUCUAUACUGUAUCCAUAAUAACUUAAAGAAAUUGCUCUGACAUUUUUGUAAAAGUGCAUAUUCACUUUCUUGAGUCAGAUGAGGCGACUGAUUAGACUGUACAAUGUUUGCCCGUUAAAUAUGAUGAUACAGCCAGCAGAGACUGGACAGAGGACAAAACUGCUAGUCUUGCUCUGUCCAAAGUUGAUCUAAUACUCACUACUUUAAAAUGUUAUAUUUCAUUUAUUUAAUCUGUACAAAAAACAACAACAGUAAAACCUUCAAUUUGUGGUUUUUACGGGGGUUAUGACUCAUGGCAAUUAGUCCAUCACAUAACCUCCUCUAAAACCACAACUUGCCAUUCUUACAUUUGGGUUUUUGUAUGGAUUAAACAAAUGAAACAUGACGUGUUAAUUGGUGAGCCUUAGGGUGCUGGUAAGCAGAUUUAGUGACCUGUGGACAGAGCUAGGCUAGCUGUUUCCAAGCUCAGCUAACAAGCUGCUGGCUAGAGCCUUAACCUUAUACUGCAGACAUUAAAGGGGCAUCAAUCUUCUCAUAACUGAAAGCGGAUAGGCAGAUUUUCUAAAAUGUGGAACUCUUCCUUUAAUAAUAUUACAUAUAUGUUAUUGCUCUUCUUCCAGCUGUGAUCACAGUGAAGUGUCACUUUUUUACAUUUUGUUUAUCACAUUUAGUGUGCUAAUUUUUCCAAACUGCGGAUCUCAUAAAAAGGCGUAUGUAUGACACGCCAAGUCAUAUGCCGUUAUUGGCGUGUUAUCAAGACGCAUACUCGCUUUUUAGCGUGUUUAUCAAUCCAUUGACUUACAUUACCUUGCAAUUGCGUGUGAAUUUACGCUGUAGCGAGAAGUAUGAAAGGGCAAAAAUCCUUACAGAGAGGUUGGUUGGGUGGUAGAUGGGUAAAACACAGGACUGUCACCCAGGAGACGUUUCAUUCGUGUCCCACAUGUCACAUUUGUUAAACUCAACCAUUGGUUUAUUUUUUUGUUCCUAAAGCCAAACUCAUUCUUCUUUUAUUAAAUCUAACCGAUUCUUUGUUUCUUAAACCCAACCACGUGUCACGUUUCCUAAACUCAACCGUCGCUUUCUUCUUGCAAUAACACGCCAAGUGACGUGUAUGUUUACGUCCGCUGUAUACAGCGUAGACAUACACGCGGAUAGCUCAAAAUGCAUAUAGAUCACAUGCCGCUUGGCUUUAGAAAGUGGGCGUGUAUGUUUACGCAAAGUCACAAUGUCAUGUUGCACACUGAAUGAGAUUUGAGUGAUUUAGGAUUCGAGUCCCUCUUCACUGCUUGAAUUAGUGUUUAUUACUAAAGAAGAGUUGUUCCAGUAAUAUUACUCAUCCCGUUUAACUAGCGUCCGUAACCUAAGAGGUAGUCUACGGAAUGUUUUUGUGAGCGUGACACGCUUCUCCUCAAGCAAUUUCCAGUGUUUAUUCAUCAGUUGUGAGGCACUGAUUCUUUAUUUUGAUGGAAGAGGGUUUGAUUUUUCAGUGGUAUGUUUGGUUGUGGAUGAAAAGUGAAAGAAAAUGUUAUUUAGUGACAUCUCUGCCUGGUCAAGUUCCAGAAUUUGAGGUUUGAGCCUUAUUAUGGUUCUCCCAUAACAAAGAAGUGCUGAUUCAUUGCAGGUUUCUCAGUAAACAAAUGGUCUCCGUGUUUGUACGUGACUCAGAUAUGAGUGUCUCAUCUGCAGUCUUUAACUAUUUGCUGUCUAAAUGUGGUGUUGUUCAUGUGCAUUUUUGAACAAACCUGUGCUGGUCAUACUUCAACACUUUUUUGUUACAUUUCUGUCAGCAUUUGCACUCAUCACAGUUUCUCCAAGACCAAAGAAGUCAAGACAUUUUCUUCUAGGCUACCUUUUUUUUUAACUCUGUUUGGUCAAAGUGAAAUUAAAUAUGCUCUCUGGUUCUGUAAUUGUUCUUCUCUGAGGAAAAUGUGAAGAAAGCAUUUGGAAGAAGUAAAAAGAAAAAAAAGAAACAUUCCAGAAACUGUAAGGGACACCAAAGGCAAAGACAGAUUUUGGGCAAAAGUUAGACAUGCAAGGUGCAAAAGAAAGAGUGAAAAAAAACAUUUAAAGACGUGCCUGCUGCCACAAUCAGGUUUCAUAAUGACACUUUCCUCUAAUGUUCCAAAGCAGCACAAGUUAAAUGCAAGGCAUUCCACACAGUUGACGGUUUCUUAACAUGGAUGUGUGACCGCAACUGUGAGUUGCAGGAACUCAGCGUUUCAUAUAUUUCAGUCUCUGAAAUAACAGAUGGUGAUUUUUAGUAAGUAAUUUGUCAACUGAUUUAAGGGAAGGGGACCUAAAAAUGUUAAUAAAAGUAAUGAUGGU
Etheostoma spectabile (orangethroat darter) is the source of this 6252-nucleotide messenger RNA. RefSeq names its product sorting nexin 33 (gene snx33). The record is from RefSeq and is a predicted model, not a curated record. Gene Ontology annotation, biological process: endocytosis; cleavage furrow formation; mitotic cell cycle. Gene Ontology annotation, cellular component: cytoplasmic vesicle; plasma membrane. NCBI's taxonomy places the organism in Eukaryota, Metazoa, Chordata, Actinopteri, Perciformes, Percidae. The transcript is spliced from 2 exons. Gene Ontology annotation, molecular function: protein binding; phosphatidylinositol binding. The coding region runs from base 968 to 2653 and encodes 561 amino acids.